This is a messenger RNA of Rhagoletis zephyria (snowberry fruit fly), 1413 nucleotides long. Lineage: Eukaryota; Metazoa; Arthropoda; Insecta; Diptera; Tephritidae. The record is from RefSeq and is a predicted model, not a curated record.
AUGGGAGGUGGUGUCGCCUGCGGUGGCAGCCCCUCCUCCCAUUCGGCAAACCUCUUCUCGCGCAACAGUCCAAUCGGCAACAAUGCUGGCGGUGGUGGUGGCAAGAUGCGCACCACUGGCCUCAACCGACCUCACAAGGCAGCUAUGCAGAUCUGCGCAGUCUGCGGUGAUGUCGCCGCCUGCCAGCACUACGGAGUGCUCACCUGUGAAGGCUGCAAAGGAUUCUUCAAGCGCACCGUCCAGAAGAACUCAAAGUACACCUGUCUGGGCAACAAGGACUGCACUGUGGACAAGCGACGACGCAAUCGCUGCCAGGCGUGUAGAUUUCAGAAAUGCCUUAGCGUCGGUAUGGUCAAAGAAGUGGUGCGAACGGACAGUCUGAAGGGCCGACGUGGCCGUCUGCCGUCGAAGCCAAAGAAUGCCUCUGAAGCGGCGCCGGCCGUGCCGAUGACGACCAUCACUGCGCUGAUGAAGGCGCACAUCGACACGAGCAACGACAAGCAGAACCUGGACUUCAGUCAGUAUUCAGACAGCGUCAACCUCGCCGGCGAGGAGGCACAGACGCACAUUGACAGUCAGCUGCUGACGAUGCUCAAUCGGUCGUUGAACAACCUGUACGCCUUCAUGGAGAAGAUACCGGGCUUUAAUGAGUUCAGUGAGCACGAUCGGAAGGUGCUCUUCCAGAACUCCUGUCUCGAGUUGUUUGCCCUGCGAAUGGCCUACCGCAUCAAACCCGGUUCGCUGUACUUCAUCUUCUCCAACAACGUUGUAAUGCACCGCAAUCAGUUUGCCGCCAGCUUCGGCGAGUGGCUACCGCUGAUUGAAGAGCUGAGCAACCAACUGAACGCCAUGGAGCUAGACAUAUCCUCAUUUGCCUGUCUCAGUGCACUCACCGUCAUCACUGGUCGAUGCGGCGUCCAGGAUCUCGGCAAAGUGGACGAGCUGGAGACGAAGAUCAUCAGUGCGCUGAAGGACCACACGAUGUACCACUGCGAGGCGCAGAAGAAACCCAACUACUUCUCGCGCAUUCUCUCCAAACUGAGCGAGCUGCGCACCAUCGGCGAACUGGGCCACCGAGUGGUCACCCAGCGACUGGGCCUCUUCACGCUGGCCACCGCCAAUGCCGACAUUCGCGAUCUGUCGAAGAAGCUGGCGAUCAGUGGCACUGGCCUCGGCAGCGGCACUGCUGCACCCUUUCAUUUUGCCUCCUCCUCAUCCACCUCUGUCCCCUCCAAUCUCAAUGUUCGCAUGGAGACCGUGGAAGGGGCCAACAUCAGCAGCAGCAAUAUCAACAUCGGCAGCAGCAGCAACCUCAACCUCAACCCAAACAGCGCAGCAUCCGCCCUGCCUGAUCUCUCCUGUCUUGAUCUACCGUCGAUCUCCUCCUUCUUCAAGUGGCAGAACAUGAAGUGA